CACUCGCCCCGCCCCUUUGGGCGGAGCUUGUUGGUGACGUUACAGGGCAGGGGCGGCUCACGGACAAACAACUUCGAGAUCAAAACAACCCGAGAGCUCAGCUGGAUCCUUUGUUUACAACGGCGACACCCGAAGAAAAACGCCUUAUUUAUUCAGAACAGGAGCAUAAAGAUGAUCGGAAAGAUCCUCUCACAUCUGCUUGGCAACAGCAGCGAGGAGGCGUCAGAGCACACUUACGAUGAGCUGAUGGAGCUGGAGGAGGAAGGCUGGGUCAUUGUUGAUCUACCAGAGGCCGUCCUGCUGAGCCCUGAGGUGGAUCCUCUGGAGAACCUCCUGAUAGAGCACCCCAGCAUGUCUGUCUACCAGAUGAGAUGCGGGAGGAGUGAGGCUGAGGAGGAGGAGGAGGAGGAGGAGCGUGAGGAUGAGGAAGAGACCAGCAACAGAUCCAUAGUAGUCCGGCGGCAUAUAUCUUGGCACCUGGCCGCCUGGGGACUCCCUCUCCCCUGCGACGUGCAGCUGCUGGCCGCCCAGAGGGCCCGGGUCCAGUCGGAGCGGAAGAAGCUGGGCCGCGGCGUCCUCCAGCGCCAGAACCUGAGCAGGCUGCCGUCCUCCCCGGCAGAGAAGCGCUACGGCCACUUCAAGCAGCCCUGCCAGCGCCUCCACAACUACUGAGCCGGACUGCCUCAGUAACAGCGGCGCUGUUGUUUCAUAUUGCACAUUUAAUCCUGCAUUUCAGCCAUUUUGUUAUUUUAUUGCAGGCAACUUGCACUGCAACACUCACAUCUGAAAGCACUGACAACGAUGAACCCUGAUUCAGAACCAGUUGCUAUGAUUGGACUGCAUGAGUAAGAAAGUUUAAAAUAAUAUUGAUUUUUUUAUAUGCAUAAUGCUGGAAUAGUUAAGAUCUUAUAGGAAUAAUGUGUAUGUGAAAGCUAAUCUAAAAGUGUUGUUGCUGUUUAGUUUUUGGUUGUUUUGAAUAAGUGUAAUCUCACAGUUUGUGCCUUAGCUCCAGACGUUGGCCUGUACAAUAUUUACAUGUGUAGUCAUGACAUAAACAGUUUUUUUUGAUUGGAAUAAUUACAUGUUUUAACCUUUGUAUGUUCAGAACCUGUUAAUUUUCCGUUCAUGAAUAUGUUAUUUUUAUAUAUUUUUAUUUAUAAAAUGUACAAAAAAAUUUAAAUAAAUCUUGUUUUUUAAGUUG
This is a messenger RNA of Betta splendens (Siamese fighting fish), 1201 nucleotides long. RefSeq lists its product as uncharacterized. Gene Ontology annotation, cellular component: nucleus; autophagosome. The record is from RefSeq and is a predicted model, not a curated record. Bases 172 to 672 code for a protein of 166 amino acids. The transcript is spliced from 4 exons. NCBI's taxonomy places the organism in Eukaryota, Metazoa, Chordata, Actinopteri, Anabantiformes, Osphronemidae. Gene Ontology annotation, biological process: positive regulation of DNA-templated transcription; autophagosome assembly.